GGCUCAACCUGGCCAGUGUGAGAGUGUUCCUGGCUGAGUAAACACCUAGACCUCUCCUCGCUUACGCACGCCGCACCUACAACAAAAAAGUCGCCCCCUCUUCCAACUUAGACCACAUAACGCUGUUGAAUUUAUCUUCCCUUUAUUGACCUACACAUAACAUUCACCCCCUCCCCCACCUCCCACACUCCACCACAACCACCACACUCAUACAAACACUCAACUAUAUCCUUCCACACACCCUUCCUUUACAAGACCGGUCCAGGACAACUUUUCCCCAUCAAGUCCCUCCCCCCGCCGUCUUUACACAGGAAGUCCUAUUUCAUUUCAUAAUCAAUGCAGGACUCGUGGAAUAUCAACACCAAAACCCAACUUGACGAGAGUAGACAGUGAUUGUGAUAACGACGACUUUUCCGCAGUAUUUCCUAGAGGGGCGUCCAUCAUUUUGUAGAACGUGAGGAAAGAUGGGGUCGGUACACAUAGAUCAUCUGCUGUCUCUAAAGAGGUUGGGGACAUUAUUUUAUGCCGUGAGUCCAAGCAACACCACCUUUGAGAAAGUUGAACAAGUCCCAAACUACAUCAAUGAGGCUGUACCAUGGUUCACAUUAACGGUGGUGUUGGAACACAUCCUCGGCCUCCUGCGGGGGAAGAAGGUGGGACGACUCAACGACAACGUCACCUCCUUGGGACACGCCAUCCUGUAUGAGUCGUUAAAGUUGUUUACACGCUGGUUUGAGAUGAGUGGAUACCUGUGGAUCUACCAGUACCGCUUCAUCGACAUCCCAUGGAACUCUCCCUGGGCGUGGUGGGCGGGCUUCAUCGCUGCAGAUUUCGUGUACUAUUGGUUCCACCGAGCCUCACAUGAGGUGAGUGUGUUUUGGGCGUUGCACCAGGUCCAUCACUCACACGAGGACUAUAACGUAACAGUGGCACUCAGGCAGUCGGCAUUCCAGAGGCUCUUCUCCCUAGGCUUCUAUCAGCCCAUGGCACUACUGGGUGUUCCCCUACCAGCUAUAUGUGUCCACUUCCACCUCAACCUCCUCGUGCAGUUCAUUAUCCACACCGUUCUCAUCGACAAGUGUGGUCCGCUGGAGUGGAUUCUCAACACGCCAUCUCACCACCGCGUUCACCAUGGUGCUAACAAGUACUGUCUGGACAAGAACUAUGGCGGCUUCCUGAUCAUCUGGGACCGUCUGUUCGGCACCUUCGCGGCUGAAAAAGACGACGAGGAGCUCGUCUACGGCCUCAUUGACCAACCUCAGGCCAAUGGCAUCUUAUACCUCCAGUUCUUCUACAUCCGAGAGAUCAUCAAUAAGGCGAGGAUGCAGGAGACUUGGGGGAACACUGUGAGGGCCCUGAUCUGUGGCCCUGGCUGGAGUCCUGGGUCCCCUCGCCUCGGAGAUAUGGAUACCUUCAAGGACGUCAAAGCACCACGGGCCAAGUACGAUCCUUACCUACCCUCCUGGCAGAAAGCCUACGUGGCUAUCCACUACCUCACUAUCCUCUUCCUGCAGCAGGUCCUGACGUUCAAUCUGAAGACUUACUCCCUGUCGACGGCCGUGGUGUUCUUCGCGUUCAUUGUAGUCAGCAUCAGCAACAUAACGGUGAUGUUCGACAAAUGGAUGUGGGUGGGAGUGGUGGAGGUCGCCCGCUGCGCCUUCUACGUUGCCAUCGCCCGCUCCACACCCAUUACGGGCGUCUUCUCCAUCGAUUUCCUCCUCCAAAUGAUCUUCUUCGUCUCCAUGGUGUUGUGGACCCUCAGGAGCAUGUCGUUCACCCAUGUCAAGCUCCUUUAAGCAAGUUAUUGUGAGCAAAGUUGAACUACCCUUGUUGGAUACCAAAUCUUUUAGUUCCUGUGAGAAGAAUAAUCUUUUUCCUGUGAGGAGUAUAAACACCUUUCAAAAUUCUGAGGAACAAGUUGGACGAUCACUGUUUACAAAAGCUAAAUCCUCCUUCAGAAUCAGUGUUAAUGCCGAGGUUCCACAAGACACUCUUAUUAGGAGGCUCACUGUGACAGAAAGAUAAUUCCUAGAUCACCUGUAAAAAAAGACACAACUUGGCCACUGAACAUAAAACUCAAACUCAAGACUCAUGUGCAAUGUUUUCUCCCAGCUGGAGGAAACAAAACUCUUGUAAUUAUUUCGUUUAUUCAUUGUUUUACUUUGGGAUGGACUGGGGAGGUACCCAUGACAGCAUAUAUAUACCCUGAGGAAGUAACCUACAUUCAAGCCAUGCGUCAAUGCGUCACCUAACCCACACAGCUUGGAAUAGAAUAGGUGUAUCUUCUCCUAGCCUGUAGUCUUUAUCGUUCUAUUUGCCUUUUUUUUUUACUUACAGGGAUGUUGUUAUAUUAUAAGUAUUGUACUGAUU
Homarus americanus (American lobster) is the source of this 2370-nucleotide messenger RNA. RefSeq names its product alkylglycerol monooxygenase-like. The transcript has 7 exons. Gene Ontology annotation, cellular component: endoplasmic reticulum. NCBI's taxonomy places the organism in Eukaryota, Metazoa, Arthropoda, Malacostraca, Decapoda, Nephropidae. Bases 465 to 1796 code for a protein of 443 amino acids. The record is from RefSeq and is a predicted model, not a curated record. Gene Ontology annotation, biological process: lipid biosynthetic process. Gene Ontology annotation, molecular function: oxidoreductase activity; iron ion binding.